CCUUUAUUUUUUUUUCUGUGUUUCAUUAGCAGAAUAUUAUAAAGCAAUAAGCAUACAAGAAGAGAGGCAGACGUUUUGCAGUGGGAAUUAAUGAAAGUAUGUCUGUUGGGGUUCUUUGUUGUUUAAAAAUCUUGUGAUAUCUCAGAAACAAAACACUACCUGGGGAACGGUGAAUAAGGAAAGGCAUAGCUUUGGUAAUAUUAGUUGCACCCAAAUGUCUGAUUAUAUAGUUUCUGUGAUAUCAUCAGAACCUUUAGGUAGAUAUAACUUUAUGUUUCCUGUUAUCUUACUAGCAUUCUUCUGUAUUGGGGGAGGGGGGGAAGGCUCUCACACUCAACAGCUUUGGCAUCACUCAUCUAUUCUACUGUACUUUUGAGGUGGAAAACAAAAAGCAUAUUUGUCUCCAGAAGGGGAAAGAAAUGUCAUUUGAAAACCUUCCCUAGGCUGUUCGUUCUAGUCGUGUUUAUGGAGGUAGAAUGGGCACCAUAUGCUAUGCGGCUUGGCAAGAGGGAGAUGAGAUGGGACGUGGCUAGCUUCUUCCAAGUAAUAUACAUAUCUGCGUAUACCGAUGAUUAACAAGGACAGAGGUAACUUGUACUAACCGAUUCCCCUUCUUCCCAAUUAAAAUAAAAUUAUGCUUUUCCCGCCCCCUCUAUAUACCAGUCUUUCUGCUAGCUUGCAAAUUCAAGGAUCGGCUUGGGAAUCAUUUGAGAAGGAAACUAAAAGAAGCUCUGCUACCCAAAGACGGAAAGAAAGGGGGGGGGGGGAAGCAGGGGGGAGGGGGAGGGGAGGAAAAAGGAGGGAGGAGGAGUGCGGAGAAGCUAGGGAGGAAGGGGACGGGCACUGGUCUGGUCGUAGGACCUAAUGCAUUGCAAAGUACAACAGUGCGGUGAUGGGGAAGGAGAGAAGAGCAUAAUGAGUUCUUUCCAGGUCCCCACUUUGAAUGAAGGCAGAGAAAAAGUUGAGAAGACACCAGAGGGGCCAAAUCCUUUAUAUUCCCAGGCGGACCGGACAGGAUCUUCAAUAAAUCCAACUAGCAAUGCUAACGGUUUGCUGCUGCGGCUGCCCUCAUUGAGGCGGUGGCUGCUGCCUCUGCUGCUCCUGGUGCUGCUGCUGCUGCUACCACCACCUCUGCUGUUUCUGCUGCUGCUGCUAUUUCUGCUGCUGGUGCUGCUGCCGCUGCUGCUGCUGCUGCUGGUGCUGCCGCUGCUGGGGCUCCUGCGUUACUGGGAGAGAUUGUGCCGCUGCGACAGGGGACGACGAGGCUAGUAGCUCAAGGAGGCUCCAACGCGCAGGCGCUGUUGGACCCACUGACUAGAUCCUCAGUCAAGGUACUAAGGCAAAAAAAAAAAUCAGCAAUUUAUAGAAAGAAGAAGCUAUAGUCUGUCAGGAUAUCCAAUACCAACAGGGCUUGUUGGGAGCUCCUUGUCAGGAGAGCAUUUCAAGACUGAGGGAAAUUGGGCUGCGAACCACCAAGAACAGCUCCCUUACAGCACAGAAGCGAUUUCUCUUCCCUUCUCCGUGUAUGUAGCGUGUGUGCAUGUAUAUUCUAAUGGCAAAUCAGAUGGAAGAAAAGAGGAUGUAUGACUAGACACCAAAUCAUUUCUUUUUUGUGGAUUACAUUUGCAGUAAAAUGUAUGGAUCUAUCUCUUCCUUGUUCUUAUAUAUAGAUCAUGAGACUUGACUGAGGCAAUAUCCUUAGCAUCCAUCCAUCUAUGGCGAACUAUAGCCAUGCAGCUGACAACAUUUUGCAAAAUCUCUCUCCUUUAACCGCCUUUCUGAAACUGACUUCCCUGGGUUUCAUAAUAGGAGUCAGCGUGGUGGGUAACCUUCUGAUCUCCAUUUUGCUAGUCAAAGAUAAGACCUUGCAUAGAGCUCCUUACUACUUCCUGUUGGAUCUUUGCUGCUCAGAUAUUCUCAGAUCUGCCAUUUGUUUCCCAUUUGUAUUCACCUCUGUUAAAAAUGGCUCUACCUGGACCUAUGGGACUCUGACUUGCAAAGUGAUCGCCUUCCUGGGGGUUUUGUCCUGCUUCCACACUGCUUUCAUGCUGUUCUGCAUCAGCGUCACCAGGUACCUAGCGAUAGCUCACCACCGCUUCUAUACAAAAAGGCUGACCUUUUGGACUUGUCUGGCUGUCAUCUGUAUGGUGUGGACCCUCUCCGUAGCGAUGGCUUUCCCCCCAGUUCUAGAUGUGGGCACCUAUUCAUUCAUUAGGGAGGAGGACCAAUGCACCUUUCAACACCGUUCCUUCAGGGCCAAUGAUUCCUUGGGAUUUAUGCUGCUCCUUGCCCUCAUACUCCUAGCCACACAGCUUGUCUACCUCAAGCUGAUAUUUUUUGUCCACGAUCGAAGGAAAAUGAAGCCAGUCCAGUUUGUAGCAGCGGUCAGCCAGAACUGGACUUUUCAUGGCCCAGGAGCCAGCGGUCAAGCGGCCGCUAAUUGGCUGGCGGGAUUUGGAAGGGGCCCCACACCACCCACCCUGUUGGGCAUUAGGCAGAAUGCAAAUACCACAGGCCGAAGAAGGCUGCUGGUCUUAGACGAGUUCAAAAUGGAAAAGAGAAUCAGCAGAAUGUUCUACAUCAUGACUUUCCUCUUCCUCGCCUUGUGGGGCCCCUACCUGGUGGCCUGUUAUUGGAGAGUUUUUGCAAGAGGGCCUGUAGUUCCAGGGGGAUUUCUAACAGCCGCUGUCUGGAUGAGUUUUGCCCAAGCAGGAAUCAAUCCUUUUGUCUGCAUUUUCUCCAACAGGGAGCUGAGGCGCUGUUUCAGCACAACCCUUCUUUACUGCAGAAAAUCCAGGUUACCAAGGGAACCUUACUGUGUUAUAUGAGGGAGCAGCUGUAAAUCUUUAGCCUUGUGAAACACUACCCUUCUCUGCUAAGCAAUUGUGGCCUGUAGCCAUAUCUUGAGAAGAAAAUCAAGAAUGGGAUCAGCAGUUGUAAGGAUUUGGGCAACAUUCUGCAGUCCUUGCAUUAGCUCACCUAUAAUCCUAUUUUAAAAUCUCAAAGUGUUCCUGCUGACCAUUGGUGAAGGUUUGUAAUUAAGAAAGGACUGAACCACUGCCCUAAGUUUCUCUAGGUGGUGGAAAUCUAGAUCCUGAAAGUAGCAGGUGCUAAGUAUCAGUGCUCAAUGCUGUGUAUAUCACUACAUAAGAUAAGACCAUCAAAAAAAAAGAUUAGCAUUGGACAUCUUAAUAAAUUAAUUUGACAUGAGGUAAACGUGUUGAUUAAAACAAAAAAACUAAUUUUAGAAGUUUGAAGACUUUGAAACAUUUCAUACUCUUAUUGUUUUUGCAAAGACUAAUUACUGGGGGACUUAAAGUACUGUAAUCAACUAAAGAUGUGCCAUUCAUUAUUGGAUUAUCACACUUUAAAAAAUCUCUUUGCCUUGUAAGUUUUGGGGAGCAUUGCAAAAGCAGGAUUUUGGUUCCAGUUUGAGUUUACUUCCCACCCCACCCCAUCCCACCCUCAAGUGUGUUACUGUUUCUAAAUGCCAUUUUUCUUACUGGUGAAAUUACUAGCAUUGGACUAUGUUAUGUAGCUGUUGGUUGAUUUGGUAAAAACAAAAAGGUUUACUCGACUCAUUUUAUACUUUGCAAAUACUAGAUAUCUGUCUGGUAGGCAACAUUAGUGGUAAUAUCCAGUCAUAAUUGAGCAGUCGUUAAUAAUACAGAAUCAACACACGUUGCCUUAAAGGGUUAUCUAGUAUUUUCCAUUUUAUUUAUCAUUGGAGCAAAUAGGCAAGGAAAAUUGAAUCUGUACUAACUCUGGUCAGUCAUCUGGGAGUGCAUGAAAGAUCACUUAAUCCUCUCUUUCCUUUUUCUCCCAUGGUUUGAAAAAUUAGGGUGCACAUCAUUGGGAUAAUGUGAAUCUUUUUUUUUUAAGGUGUGCUGCCCAUUCUAGUUUGUUCUGAGAAACACAGGCAGUUGAUGUAUGUUUAUAUUUUGAGUCAGCUGUCACGGGGAGACCGCAGCCUUAGUAUGAUAUCUUGCACAAUUUGUGGAGCAUUUAUUCUACUGAAGGCACAGUCUUGUUUAUACUUUCUGCACAUUGGGUGUAUUGGUCGUUUUAAAUUAUUUGAGUUUUAACUUGUGAAAGCUUAUAAUAUGAUUUCUGGUAUUUUAGAAAUACAUUAGAGUCUGUGAGUCUCAUUCUUUAAGAUACAGAUGUGUGAAUUUCAAUAUAAAGUUGCAUUUGCCAAAA
This is a messenger RNA of Monodelphis domestica (gray short-tailed opossum), 4200 nucleotides long. RefSeq names its product G protein-coupled receptor 85 (gene GPR85). The record is from RefSeq and is a predicted model, not a curated record. Gene Ontology annotation, cellular component: plasma membrane. Lineage: Eukaryota; Metazoa; Chordata; Mammalia; Didelphimorphia; Didelphidae. Gene Ontology annotation, biological process: G protein-coupled receptor signaling pathway. Gene Ontology annotation, molecular function: G protein-coupled receptor activity.